AAAAUCUAUUAUACAUUAAGAUUUAACAGCCAUAACCUUAGCCCUUAGCCAUUAUUCGAGGUUUUAUAAAGUUUUUUCAUUUUUUUUUCUUGUUCUUCUUCCAUUGGAAAGUCGAAACCCACCCGACCUUUCUACCCAUUUUGUUCUCUUUGAAACCCAGCAAUUCAUUUUUCUCUUUGUUUGAUUUGUGAACGGCGGUAGCUUCGCGAGAACCAGGUUGUUGUUUCAAUCAUCAUGGAGGCCAAGUUCUUUCGCUUGCUUAAAAUUGUUGGAGUUGGGUACAAAGCCAGAGCUGAAGCCGAGGGACAACUUUUAUUUCUCAAAUUGGGAUACAGUCAUGAGGUUGAACUUACUGUUCCUCCAGCUGUCCGGGUUUUCUGCUUCAAAAACAAUGUAGUUUGCUGCACCGGACUUGACAAGCAGAGGGUGCACCAAUUUGCUGCUACAGUUAGAAGUUGCAAGCCUCCGGAAGUUUACAAAGGCAAGGGUAUAAUGUACAUUGAUGAAGUUAUCAAGAAGAAGCAAGGAAAAAAAUCAAAAUGAUGGCUGAAGUGCAUGAUAAUUUUUUUGCAAAUAUGUAUUGGCAAGUUUAUGUGAUUGGAAAUUGCUGUCUAAACAAAAUCUUGGUGAAUUUUUUUUUCCUUCUCUUCCUUUUAAGGUAAUGAUAGGCAUUUUGAAUUUCUUAACUAGUGCAGUAGUUUUUGAGUCAGUAAAUCACUUUUUUCUGAUGUGUUGGA
Messenger RNA from Durio zibethinus, 737 nucleotides. RefSeq names its product large ribosomal subunit protein uL6m-like. Gene Ontology annotation, cellular component: ribosome. Lineage: Eukaryota; Viridiplantae; Streptophyta; Magnoliopsida; Malvales; Malvaceae. Gene Ontology annotation, molecular function: structural constituent of ribosome; rRNA binding. The record is from RefSeq and is a predicted model, not a curated record. Gene Ontology annotation, biological process: translation.